Molecule: messenger RNA, 814 nt
Organism: Papaver somniferum (opium poppy)
Lineage: Eukaryota; Viridiplantae; Streptophyta; Magnoliopsida; Ranunculales; Papaveraceae
Product: 60S ribosomal protein L23A-like
Exons: 4
Coding region: 135-602 (155 amino acids)
Biological process (GO): translation; ribosomal large subunit assembly
Cellular component (GO): cytosolic large ribosomal subunit; ribosome
Molecular function (GO): structural constituent of ribosome; rRNA binding
Source: RefSeq, a predicted model, not a curated record
CAUCUCCUCUUUCUCUCCAAAACCCUAAAUAUAAAUGUUAUACAUAAGGCGGCCACCACUAUCGCAGCAGCGGUUCCUUCUUCUCAACCAAAAAAAAACCCAGUUUGAAAAGAAGAUUCAGUGAGUAGCUAACAAUGGCUCCUCCAGCUAAAGUUACAUCGAAGAAGGCUGACCCCAAGGUGCAGGCUAACAAAGCUUCCAAGGCUGUCAAAGCUGGAGCAUCAACCAUUAAGAAGAAGGCUAAGAAGAUCCGCACAUCAGUCACAUUUCACAGGCCAAAGACAUUGCAGAAGGCAAGGAACCCCAAGUACCCACGUAUUAGUGCACCACCAAGGAACAAGCUUGACCAUUACCAGAUCCUGAAAUACCCACUCACCACCGAGUCCGCAAUGAAGAAGAUUGAAGACAACAACACCCUGGUAUUCAUUGUUGAUAUCCGUGCUGACAAGAAGAAAAUCAAGGAUGCUGUCAAGAAGAUGUACGACAUCCAGACAAAGAAAGUGAACACCCUUAUCAGGCCGGAUGGAACUAAGAAGGCUUACGUGAGAUUGACUCCAGAUUAUGAUGCUUUGGACGUUGCAAACAAGAUCGGUAUCAUAUAGACUGUAGGCUGUUUAUGUUAUUUCCGUGGAACUAUUUUGUCGCCAGCAGUUUUGGUAGUAAACUUGCAUCAGAUAUUAGACUCACUUUUCGGUAGUAAAGUUUGAUUCAGGGUACAUUUGGUUCUGUUUAAUCUUUAACCUAAAGACCUUGUUACUCUGCUUUGAUGAGAUAAUGUUUUGUCUAGUAAUUGGUUUAAUUGUUUGUCUUAUUA